Achroia grisella is the source of this 898-nucleotide messenger RNA. RefSeq lists its product as uncharacterized. Gene Ontology annotation, biological process: proteasome core complex assembly. The record is from RefSeq and is a predicted model, not a curated record. Gene Ontology annotation, molecular function: proteasome binding. NCBI's taxonomy places the organism in Eukaryota, Metazoa, Arthropoda, Insecta, Lepidoptera, Pyralidae. The transcript is spliced from 3 exons. Bases 150 to 830 code for a protein of 226 amino acids. Gene Ontology annotation, cellular component: endoplasmic reticulum.
UGUCUUAAGUUACUAACGUCAAAUGUCGUUACGCACAUUAUUUCAUACGAAGAUCUACUUAUCUUGAAUUUUUUCUACUUCAUAAAAUAAAUAUAGUAAUACAUUUUUAAAAUUUCCUUAUAGUUUACAUUUAUUUCAAAUUUUUAAAUAUGACUACAUUUGGUGAAAUAUCUGAACCUAUUAGUCGAUCAGCCUGGGAAGACUGGGAUGAAAUUAUACCAGGAACUGAUUUAAUUGAAUUACAUUGGCAGCAAGAUAUUGGAAUUAUUAAAGAAGUAGGAACAUUAAUUAUAUUGGAAGGAAAAUAUUUGUCAGAUAUAGUCAAUACACACAUAAAAUCUAAUUUAGAAUUUGUUAAUUCAAUUAAAGAAGUGAAUCUGAGUUUAUUUAAAUCAGAAGAUAAUUUAAUUUGCUUUAUAAAAGACUACAAUUUAAUACUCAGCAGCGACAUAGUUCACAUUUUGAAACCAUAUCUCUCUAUAGCCCAAAAUGUAAUAACAAUACUGACAAAGUCACUUUCAGAAUAUCAGUCAUCUGAAUAUUUCAAUAAAGAUUGUAUAGUCAGAACAAUACAUACAACCAAACCUUCAAAAUUUAUUAAGUACAAUUUUCCAAAAUUAGAACAGCCAAAUUUAAUAUCUGGUGUAUCUGCAGGAGUAAUUUCCCUACGGGAGCACUUGGGUCAAUCUGGUGUAGCAGUUGUUUCAUAUAUUGAAUAUGCUGAAGAUUAUCAAAUUGAAACAAUUCAAUCACUACUAAAGGAACUGGACAUUCUUCAAAGUGGUCACACCAAGCCAAGCAAUGUAUUAAAUUCUAAUUUAUAUGUUUAAUAUAAUCUAAAAUAAUAAAAAAAUAAUGUAUUCAAAUUAAAAUAAAGACAAUAAUACAGCUACCUAAU